Magnolia sinica is the source of this 1643-nucleotide messenger RNA. RefSeq names its product xylan glycosyltransferase MUCI21-like. Bases 264 to 1574 code for a protein of 436 amino acids. The transcript is spliced from 2 exons. The record is from RefSeq and is a predicted model, not a curated record. Gene Ontology annotation, molecular function: glycosyltransferase activity. NCBI's taxonomy places the organism in Eukaryota, Viridiplantae, Streptophyta, Magnoliopsida, Magnoliales, Magnoliaceae.
CCUCCUAACUUUCUCAACGAAAAGGGACAUUUUCGCAUAUUCACACUUCCCAGAGUUGCCGCCCUCCCCGCUAUUAGGGCAAUUGAAUCUGCCCCACGUGGGUCCUACAUGCUAUUUCCCUCCAGGUGUAUCUUUGAAUUCUCGCUUCACCUCUCCCAGAAAAUCCGGGCGUCGAUUUUGUUUCACUGGACCUCUCGAUUUAUUUAGGGGAAGUGAAAAGAAGCCAAAGAAAAAAAGUGGUGGUUCUUCAUAAGACGAUCGAGAUGGAGAGAAGAGCUUCAGCUCCGUUGAUUGUGUGUCUUUUAUUCUUAGCCAUCUAUUCAUUUCAUCAUAUCUCUCUUUCACCGAUGAUUAAAGAAACCGACAUAUUGUGGGUCCCAUCACUCACCAAAUCACCAAUCAGCUGCGACCGCUCCAACUUUCACUACGACUUUUGUUCUCUCAACGGCCCAACAGUCAUGGUCCCAAAAACCUCUACGCUCCUAGUUGUGGGUUCAACCAUCCCAAUCCAAUCCACGAUUCAAAAGGUCCGUCCAUAUCCACGCAAAUGGGAAAAGAACAUCAUGGCCCACAUCAAGGAGAUCACUAUCGUCACCGCUAGCUCAACUGCCAGCAUCAAGACUGCCUGCCGGGUCUACCACAACGCACCGGCCCUUGUCUUCAGCAACGGUGGAUACACUGGAAACUUGUUCCACGACUUCAACGAUGGUCUGAUCCCUCUCUUCAUUACAAGCCGUUUGAUUACUUCAGAUGGUCGUUACCCGGUCCUAGUCAUCGCCAACUGCCACAAUUGGUGGCUCUCCAAGUACGCCGACCUCCUACGCGGCCUAACCCCACAUCCGAUAAUUAACCUUGACAGAGAGAAUGACAUCCAUUGCUUCCCAUCAGCCACCGUUGGCCUAGUCAGCCACGGCUUUGCUUCUAUCAACCCUUCCCUCAUGCCCAACUCAGAGUCUCUACUCGACUUCCGCACCUUCCUCGACUACUCUUACAUGGCUACUGGUGGAACCCACCUGCCACUCUCCUCUAUGAAGACCCACCCCCGCCUUUUGCUGGUGUCUCGUGAAGGCACAGUCGGACGUGUGAUAUUGAACCAGGAGGACUUGGUACGCACGGCGGAGAAUGUGGGAUUCGAGGUGACCAUCUUCAAGCCAACACGAUUCACCAAUCUGCGAGAAGCUUACCAUCUGAUCAAUGCGAGCCAUGUCAUGCUUGGGGUGCACGGUGCGGCGCUUACACACUCCUAUUUCCUUCAGCCCGGUGCAGUGCUGAUCCAAGUAGUGCCGCUCGGGCUUGAAUGGGCAUCUAGGGUCUGCUUUGGCGGGCCAGCCAAGCAACUCGGGUUAGAGUACAUGGAGUACAAGAUCAGAGUAGAUGAGAGUAGCUUGUCAGAUAAAUAUGGAAAGGAUGACGUGGUGUUGAGGAACCCCAGAGCUGUAGUGAAGAAGGGAUGGUCUUACACGGAUAGCAUUUAUUUGAAGAAACAAGAUGUUAGAUUGGAUUUGAAUAGAGUUAGGAGCUUUUUGGAAGCUGCUUAUCAGAAUGCAACGGGGCUCAUGAAAAAGGGAUUUUAGGGUUAGGGUUUUGGGGGCUUCACGAUUCUUCAAAAUUUUGAUAAGUUAGUCACUUGGACUUUUGCUAUU